Planococcus citri (citrus mealybug) is the source of this 2759-nucleotide messenger RNA. RefSeq lists its product as uncharacterized. Bases 549 to 1142 code for a protein of 197 amino acids. The transcript has 2 exons. The record is from RefSeq and is a predicted model, not a curated record. NCBI's taxonomy places the organism in Eukaryota, Metazoa, Arthropoda, Insecta, Hemiptera, Pseudococcidae.
AAUCCAAUUUGUAUAUCAGAGGAAAAUGCCUUGCGAAGUUUCUGCUCACUAAUCAUCAUACCUGGAAAUCAUUCAAGUCGUGUGUGUGUGUGUGUUUUUUUAAAUUGUAGAUGUUGCAAUACGUUACCCUUUACAGCCAAGCCGCCAUUUUUCCACACUCCCACUCUUUGUCAUAUGAAACAUAGCUGUUACCUGUCUUAUCUUAUCUGUUAUCUGUCUGUGCUGUGUCUGUGUUAACAGACUAUCUGGUACCUAAUUAUACCUAAGUAACUAUUUUGCGUAGUUGGAAGUUAUGGUUAUUAGUUCACCCAAGCAAAGAUCUUCUUGUUACACGUAGUUCUCUAUCAAUAGUGCGUUUCGUUCGAGUAACCGGUGUGAAUUUUAAAAUUGUAACGUCUAGUGUUGCUUCGCGUUUUGUUAUAGUUUUAUACGUGUUGGUAUGACUCAUGGUGUAUUCGCUUUCAUCGUGAUAGUUUAAUUCAAACUUUCGGUAUCUACAGUGAUUAAAAAUAUAAGCGGUACUACUGGGUAAUAACACGGCAGAAGCGAUGAAAGAAGGCAAUGAUAAUAAUACUAGUUCAUCCAAAAACGAUAUGGAUCAUAAAGUCGUUGAAAAUGAAUGCGGAGAUGGAAUAUUUCACCCAAUGAUAUGGCAGGGCUGUUCGGAUGAAGCGAACCAGAUACAGACCAAUUCUUCGAAUCUCACUCUCAGUAAUGAAAGCCAAUUUCAAGUGACACACGAACAAACCAAUUCUUCGAGCCAAAGUAAUGAAAUUAAAUUUGAGGAACUGGAUCUGCAUCUUGAGGAUGCCUGUUAUGAUAUUUUGUAUGCCACCUCAUCGGGUCAGAUCAACAGUAUGACGGUAAAUUCCACGAUUGUUCCUUCGAUUACUCAGGCUGAUUCUGAUCCGACUGAAGAAGAAUUGAAGUUACGUUUAAGUAAGUUCGGUGCCGAGGAUAUUGAAAUAGUUGGAUUGCGAAUUCAACCAGCCAAAGAUGGAGUCGUAGUUGGUAUUCGAGCGAGAGAUGACAAUAAUGUAUGUAAAUUCAAUUCGAAAGAAGUCACUCGCCUGUGGCCACAGUUGUACUUAUCGUAUUUAGAGAGUCAUGUUGUAUUCGAAGACAAGUGUUCAACUAUGUGAAGGCAGAAGACUUCAGAACUAGUUUCGGAAUCGUCUUUGGAGGAGAAGGGAGUAUCCUGAAUUUUGACGAAAAUUGGCGAGGGAGUUUAUUUUGAAUGGAAGGCUACUUAGGUGCAUUAUUUUAAAAGAAUUUUUGUAUUUUGAUAGAGUCUAGCGAAAAAUUGUGGCCAAAUGACCUUAAUAAGAUUGAGAAAAAAAUUUCAAAUUGGAAUUUUUUCUGCGUUUGAUUUCUCGCAGAGUUACACCUAAAUUGGGAAAAAGUUGAAAAAUGACCUACCUUAGAGAUAACCCAGAAAAAUUUUAAGCCAUCUAGAAUGAUGUUUAGACGUCUGAGCCAGGGGUCCUUAAAGUUGUAUCAUUUUUGAAAAUUUUGGACUUUUCACCAUUAAAAAUUUCUUUUGCAAAAAACUUACGUAGGAUUCGUGCUCAGUUGGUGAAAAUAAUACCAGUACUUUGAUAAACGUUUUUUUCCUUUGUCGUUUUGAUCAAAUUUUCAAAAUUUAUAAUUUUUUACUCAUUUUAGUGAAUGAUUGUUAAAAAAAAAUUGAAGCAAAAAAACGAAUUCGGGUAGGUUUGAGCGAAAUUACUGUAAAUAGUGUGGAAAUCGAGGUAUAUUUUGAACCGCUAAACACAAAUACAGUGUUACUUUUUCGUAAGAGAAAUUUUUAUAUUGGAAAGGUGGCAGGUGCUAUGAAGACGUGAAUGAGAAAUUAUUAUUUUCGCUAUUCGUGAAUCUUCAAGUGAUUGGUAGAUCGUUGCGAAAAAGGUUUUAAGAAUUCAAUGGGUCUAGGAGGUUCAGAAACUGAAACCGCAACUUUUUGAGUCGUGGAGGGGGGAACCGAGAUGCUGCACAAAAUUACUACCCAAAAAUGAAAAAAAAACACAAUUUUUGCAACAAUGACCCCACUUUGAAGACCCUUGGCUCAGCUACUCAAAUGACUAGGUUGGGGGGGGGGGGGUCGCAAUUUUUCUGGGUAAUCUUCCGCUCACGGUUAACUUUCCUCACCAAUUUUUAUCGAAAAAUCCAAACGUUCGGGACUUUUUUAAAAAUUAUCAUCAAAUCUUUAUAUAUGUAAUGAACUACAAUGUUUUCUAUAGUUUUUUUAUCGUAUUCUGGAAUUUAAUUGACUCAAGACUGUCUGAAUUACGACGAUUAAUUCGAAAAUGUUAUCAUAAAGUACUGGCAUCAUAUGAUGAAGAAUCAAUAAGUAUUUUUAAUUGGGUUAUUAUGAGGAUUUUGUGAAUUAAGUUGUUGAAUGCAGGUUAUUUAUAAUUGUUAUGGUUAUUUUUUUCCAUCUUCCAAAAAACUAAUCAAUUAAAACAUUAGGUAUGUACUUAAUUAGUAACGAAAUACUGGAAGGAGAAAUAUUUUUGUUUAUUGUUGUAGUUGAAAUUAUGAUUCAGUAGUGAGAAGAUAUGUGCAUUUUUAAUUCAAUUGUUACCUAUAAUUAAUUCUAGUUGAAUGUUAAUGUGUUUAUAUUUUUUUUAGUAGGUAUCGAUCUUUUUUUUAAAUUUUUGAAAAUCUAAUCAAUUCAAAUUGAUACAAAAUACCAGAAGAAAGAUUUGUGUUUAUUGUUGUCGUUUAAAUAAUACAUUGUUUUAUGAGUUUCGUGUCAA